Molecule: messenger RNA, 1167 nt
Organism: Cyclocybe aegerita
Lineage: Eukaryota; Fungi; Basidiomycota; Agaricomycetes; Agaricales; Hemipholiotaceae
Source: the annotation of a GenBank genome assembly
AUGGGCGAUCUCAUUGACACCUUGCUCAGCCAUCUCGCUCUCGAGGAGGACGAAUAUUGGGAUGAAGAAAAUGAUCGCCUGCAGAAUGCAGGCCUCUCUGGGACUGCAAUCUACUUGGAAGCACAAGAAAAUCGGCGGCACCGCUCAGAGAACCGCAAACGCCUUUACCUCAUCCGAAAUGAACUGCUCCCAAAUCCACGAGAAGGAACACCAUGGCAGCGCUUGCAUAGCAGCUCAAGUGAUCGCGGAUUUAUUACGACUAUGGGAAUUGAUGUCAGUACAUUUGAGUACCUCCUCCAAUCUGGUUUCGCUCUCCUUUGGAACACUACACCCAUCCCCCGGCCUGAUCAGCCUAUGACAGCCCCGCCUCGGGUGAAUAGUCGAUCCCUUGAUCCUGCUGGAGGCUUGGGGCUGAUCCUUCACUACCUCAAUUCGACAAUGCGCGACGUUAGCUUAAUGGAGAUCUUUGCUCUCAUUCCCAGCACCGUCAAUCGCUACCUUGACUUCUGCCUCGACAUUCUUCUUUCAGAAUCACCCGAUCAAGAGAUCGAGAACGCGACUUUCAAUGGAUGGCUCCAUGAACACUUCGUGAGCUCUGUCAUUGCUUUUGGAGCUACUGGGUCUAUUAUUGCUUGCCGAAUGAAUGCGCCAGGUAGUUGGCAUGAUGCACGUGUGGCUCGCCCUAUUUUUGAAAAGCUACGCACGAAAACACCAGAGGGUUAUUACCUUGUCACGGAUACAGCCUUUCCUCGAGGAACAGAUCAAAUACAAGGUCGUAUCAAAGCCCCAAUGAAGAGCGGAACUCGUCUUCCAGCAGAUGAGAAGGAAAGAGCCCAAGUCAAGGCCUUUGAUCGUCAACUCCUCUCACUUCGCCAGGCAGCAGAAUGGGGGAUGCGUGGAAUCCAGGGGUCCUUUGGGCGUCUCCGUAUACCUUUGGACAUAAAUCAUGUGUCUCGCCGGGGUGACAUCUUGGAGGCCUGUGCACGGCUGUAUCAAAUUCGGGCUCGUCGAGUCGGCAUCAAUCAGAUACGCAAUGUGUACAUGCCAAUUUGGAUGGAAGGAGAUGAGCAAAGGCAAAUAUGGGAGCAUUUCGAGGACAUUUUGUUCAAGGAUCAACGAAAACUUGAUCGCGUAGCCCGCUUUCACUUGAUAGAAACAGAAGAAUAG